GUCAAUUACUUGUAUAAUUCACGACAAGUCAAUUUACGAUGAACGUCGCCAGCGUGGGACGGCCAGUUGGCUGUCUCAAGUCUGCUCUUAGACGGACAAGACUCCUGAGGACUUUCGAAAGGAGUGUUUCUUCAACAGCCGUUGAGCCUGUGCCCAAGCCGAUACCGAACGCCUUCAGCGCUGAACAACGGGCGGAUCUCACGAAGGUUAGCAAAUUUCAUAUCUACCCUCGAGUCCCGAGUAUUCGUACCACCCACCCCGAUCCCAUGCCCGCACUUCUGCAAAAGCAACUCGCGAAACUCGAUCCGACUGGCGCACGCACACGACUGUUCUCAAGGGAGCACGCCGACAGCGCUAAGGUUGGCGACGUUCUGAUGGUGACGACAAAGGGUGGAGAGCCCUUUGCCGGCGCUUUUCUACAAAUCCGACGCCGAGGCCAGGAUACAGCGAUCCAACUGCGUGGACAGAUGAUGAAGGUUGGUGUGGAGAUGUGGUUCAAGAUCUACAGCCCGACUGUGACGGGUAUCGAUAUUAUCUGGCGACGGCCCAAGAGGGCACGACGAGCACGCCUCACGUACAUGCGGAAGCCCAAGCACGACAUGGGUAGUGUGGAUCAAAUGGUGUUUGCAUGGAAGAAGGAGAGAUAUACUCUACGGUCACGAGCAAAUCAGUCUGGAAAACCCUCUGGAAGACAGCAUGCCAAGAUUCUCGGACAGAAGAAGAAAUAGACGAAAGUAUGCACGGGAUGUGGUUGUAUGAUAUAUUGUGUAUAAGAACUUAUUGAGACAUCUAUAAAUCGUUUGCUCAAA
Fusarium oxysporum Fo47 is the source of this 809-nucleotide messenger RNA. Its product is annotated as mitochondrial 54S ribosomal protein bL19m. The coding region runs from base 39 to 728 and encodes 229 amino acids. NCBI's taxonomy places the organism in Eukaryota, Fungi, Ascomycota, Sordariomycetes, Hypocreales, Nectriaceae. The transcript has 2 exons. The record is from RefSeq and is a predicted model, not a curated record. Gene Ontology annotation, cellular component: ribosome; mitochondrial large ribosomal subunit. Gene Ontology annotation, molecular function: structural constituent of ribosome. Gene Ontology annotation, biological process: translation.